AUGCUGCUAUUCAAUUCCUCUCUCUUAUGUUCAUCUUCUUCCCCAACAACGGUUACUCUCUCUCCACCAAAAUCACCAACCUCUAAACCCCUUAUCCUGCGCACACCCUGCUUUAUCCUGCGCCACUAUUUCCAACAGCCACUCCCUUGUUCUCCCCUCUUCGCCAAAACCACCCUCACACAGCAGCACGUGUACCCUGACCCAAUCCCCGAAUUCGCUGAAUAUGAGACACGCAAAUUCAAAGUUGAGCUCCUGCAGAAGCUUUCGGAGGAUGUAGACGACUUCGGCGAUGAACUUGAUGCGGUUGUUGACGUUUGUGUUCAGAUAUUUAGCAAGUUUUUGCACAAGGAGUAUGGAGGUCCUGGGACAUUGUUGGUGACGCCAUUCACGGAUAUGUUGGUUGCUUUAAAGAAGAAAAAACUACCAGGAGCACCUCUGGCUGCUAGAGCAUCACUAUUAUGGGCACAAAAUUAUGUUGAUGAAGAUUGGAAAAUUUGGAACUCAAAACUAAAAUGA
Molecule: messenger RNA, 516 nt
Organism: Vicia faba (fava bean)
Lineage: Eukaryota; Viridiplantae; Streptophyta; Magnoliopsida; Fabales; Fabaceae
Source: the annotation of a GenBank genome assembly